Brassicogethes aeneus is the source of this 478-nucleotide messenger RNA. The record is from the annotation of a GenBank genome assembly. Lineage: Eukaryota; Metazoa; Arthropoda; Insecta; Coleoptera; Nitidulidae.
GCACAGGUUAAUUUUUGUAAGCACAAAUCAUCAUUUCAAAGGUAAUUUAAUAUUGCAAAUAAAAUGAAAAUUUUCAUUAUAUUUUGUAUGGUGGUAGUGUGUCAAGUUAGUUGUACUGAUUUACAAUAUGGCUCUUGUCAUCGAGCUGAACUCCAAUAUAACCGUGACAUAAAGGACGAUUUCACAUUUAUGAAGACUAUUGAAGAAAUACACUCAUACUGUACUUGUGACCCUCGACAAGUAAUAAAAUGUGUGACAGUAGAGGACAAUUGGACAGAUGGAACCAACGGAAUGGCCAGUAUCAUCAGUGGAGGACCUGAUUAUAAUUGCGUAACCGUCAAAUUUCAAUCUCAAUUUGGUAGGGGCUACAAUUUUAAUCUAAAAGUUUACGUUAAACCCUAAUAUUAAAUUAUAAUUGUAUACAAAAAGUCUUCAUGACAUGCAUUCAUAUUAAUUUUUAAGAGUUUUAACAGGUAUC